This is a messenger RNA of Adineta ricciae, 5019 nucleotides long. The record is from the annotation of a GenBank genome assembly. Lineage: Eukaryota; Metazoa; Rotifera; Eurotatoria; Adinetida; Adinetidae.
AUGAUACUAAAAUGUAAAAUUUUGUUGAAUGCGAUCAUUCUACUGAUCAUCACUAACGUAUCGUUCGAGCUGAAGUUGUCUCCUCAAGCUGCAUGGAAUCAAAUCGGUACGACAGUUGCGGGAGAUAAAAAAGGAAGCGCAGGAUCAGCUCUCAGUCAACUUAAUGAGCCUGUCGACAUAUAUAUCACCAACAACGACAUUCUUUAUAUUGGGGAUACCCGCAAUCAUCGAAUUCUUGUUGUUCAUCUCAACUCUUCGACCAACAACUCCGCUAUCGGCUCUGAACCAGGUCCGAAUUUCAAUCAACUCAAUGGACCACGCGGCGUUUUUGUUUUCAAUGCAUCUCUCUAUGUUCUUGAUACCAGCAACUACCGAGUACAAAAGAUGACACUUGAUGGUUCUAGUGUCACUACAGUGGCUCAUAUACCUCGACCAGGCGAGGGACAAGGCGAUCCACUCUAUCUCUAUGUGACUAAUGAAGGCAACAUAUAUGUAAGUGAAAGAUGGGGACAUUGUAUCUGGUUAUUUUUUCCAAACUCAACUACUGGUCACAUCAUCGCUGGACAAACUAGACAAAAGGGAUCCAAUAACACUCAAUUCGACGAACCCUAUGGCAUCUUUGUCAACGAUGUGGGCACCAUGUACAUUGCAGAUCGUAAGAACCAUCGGAUCAUGAAGUGGUCAACCGGAGAUUUGCAUGGUGUUUGUGUGGCUGGUGAUGGUAAAAUCGGUGAUACACCAAAACAACUCAACGAACCAACUCAAGUGAUUGUUGAUACCAACGAAUACAUGUAUAUUACGGAAGCUAGUUAUCGAGCACGUGUUGUUCGAUGGCUCGUCGGAUCAACCUGGGGUGUGUGCAUUGUUGCUUGCACAAGAAGUUCUGGAAUUGAAGCAACUCAACUAAGUCACCCACAUUCGUUGGCAUUUGAUAGACACGGGUCACUGUAUGUCACCGAUUGGGCUAAUCACCGAGUGCAAAAGUUCCAGAUUCUCGACUAUUCUCUAUCAUUCAACGAGCCAGUCAUUCCUCCGAACUCAACGUGGAGUGUAUGUGGUAUUACUUUUGCUAAUCAAACCAGCAUUGGCUUGAGACCUCGUGGUAUUUUUAUUGAUCAUCGUGACACUGUGUAUGUCGCUGAUCAUACCCAUCGACGAGUUCUUGUAUGGUCAGAAAAAGAUAAUAAUCAUCAUCAGAUAUCCGUCGGCAACUUAUUCAAUCCUACAACUCCGUUUGUUACAGUGAAUGGCGAUAUUUACGUUGAGAAUGGUGACCAAGCAGGUCGAAUUGAGAAGUGGAGACCAGGUGCAACGAGUGGCGAACUCGUCGUAACAUUUCCUGGAAACUGCUUUGGGCUGUUCAUCGACAUUAGAAAUCAUCUUUAUUGUUCGGUUCAUAAGGAGCAUCAAGUAGUGAAACUCAUGCUUGACAGCAACAACAAGUCGUUGGCGGUAGUGGCCGGAACGAGGAAUUCGUCUGGCUCUGAUUCUAAUAAACUAAAUCGUCCUUGUGGAAUAUUUGUCGAUGUUUAUUUCAGUCUCUAUGUAGCUGACUCAGGCAAUAAUAGAAUUCAGGUUUUCCUGUCGGGAGAAUCAAAUGGAAUCACAGUUGCUGGCGGAGGUGUUCCUAAUGGCUUAGAACUGCGAUAUCCAAGUGGUGUGAUACUGGACGCUAGUAACGUGUUAUACGUUGCAGACAAUCAACAUCAUCGUGUUGUUCGAGUCGAAGGCGAUUCGUUCCGAUGUCUGUUUGGUUGCACGAAGAAGAGUGGACCGGCGUCAAGUCAGCUGUAUUACUCAUAUUCUGUUGGUUUCGACAGUCAGGGAAACUUGUAUGUGGCUGAUGAAUGGAAUGCUCGUAUUCAAAAAUUUAAUUUAGAAAUCGAUUCUUGUGGUAAGUCGCUGAGAUAUUCCGACAGCUCAAUUCGACCCGUUCUUCUUAGAGAUGUUGAUAUUGGACUAUUAUGUUUUAUCUGCAUUUCUCGUUUUGUAGAUUGUCGUGAACCAUUUGUGAAACUUACUCCAUCUGGAACAUUGUUAAGCUUUCGACAAAACCAGCAUAUAUAUAUUAGUUCAACUAUCGAGGUGAACUGUGCUGAUUUAACAUCAAUUGCAGUCGAAUGGUCAAUUCUCAUCUGCACAUCAGUAUGUACCAAUAGGUUACCGUUCAAUCAUUCUAUCCAUACAACAUCGAAGGAUCUGUUCAUUCCAUCGGGAACUCUCUCAUAUGGGCUCUAUCGCUAUCGACUAAUAUUAACCGCCACAAUGCAUGAACAUCCAUUACAGCUAUCGUCAUCAUCUGCAAUAGAUAUUCAAAUCAGUUCACCGUUACUGGUUACAAACCUCAUUUCCUUUGAUACUCAGUUUAUCACAUAUGAUUAUCAGCUUGAUCUUGUACUCAAUCCCGGCCAAUUCUCUUACAAUAAAAAAGAAUUGAGAUUGAAUGCAAACGAUUGGGAUUAUUUCUACUAUUGUCGAACUUAUCCAGAAGAUCCACAAGGAUUUCAACUAUUUGACAAUCAAAGUCGUAUGUGUUUUCCAGGUGCAUGGAAAUAUCUCACCCCAGAUCGAUCAUCUAUGAAGAUCUCGACUAGCUCUCUGAACCUUAAUCAAACUUACCAGCUAAUGGUUCAAAUGAUUCAUCGAAAAAAUUCAUCUGUACACUCAUUUGGUUAUCUAAUCGUUCGAAUCGAUCAUAUUCCAUUACCAAUGAUCAUCAUCAGUUGUGUAAUUGUCACGACAUGUUCUUUAUCUCAUGAAAAUUUUCAUUAUGUCAAUCAAAAAAGUCAACUUCUCCUUCUCUCAUCAUGUUUGGGUGCCCGUGUAUCGAUCCAUAGGAUCAGUUGGACGAUUUAUGUCGGAUCACCUGUCUCACCGCUUGAUCAGACGAUUCACUGGAUCCCAUACAAACUCAUUGUCAAUAGAUCUUUAGAGGAAGGUUUCGUUUUUGCGGGUCUAACUACCAACAAAUUGGCAGUGAUGAAAGGUUUAUUUGCGGAGAAUCAUUCGAAUAUUUAUUGGCGUUUUGAAGUGAGUUACUCAUUCUUGGAAUUCGAGAACCAAAGUCAAAGUUACUUUGAUAUUGAAUUAAAUCAACCACCGAUCAAUGGUUCUUGUUCUAUUUACCCACUCAAUGGUACAACUACUACGUUAUUUACGAUUCAAUGUACAAAUUGGUUUGAUCAAGACGAAAUCAAAGAUUAUCUUAUUUAUGGUCAGUUAUCGAAUUCUAUAGAAGAAAUGCUCUUGGCUCAUACCGUCCAAUCAGCUCUACAGCUCUACUUACCCGUCACACUUGAUCCAACAUCGACCCUUCAGUUAAAAGUGAAGAUUCGAGACGAAUUUGAUUGUUCUUCAGAAUACUCUCUUCCACCUGUUCGCGUUCAUCCAGACGUAUCAAACAUAUCACAACUCAUUGAUUUAUUACAUAAUGAUGACAAAAACAUAUUUGCACAGAUAGUUUCAUCAAUCGUACAACUAUUUAAUCAACUCAAUUACCAAACAAUGAACGAACAAGUCCAGAGUGGAAUUGCGUUAACUGAGAUCACAGUCACAUCGCUUCAUCAACAACCUCUUGCUUCGAUGAUGAAUGUAUCGAUUCUAAAUAUUGACGAACGGGCUAAAUUACAUGAAGAUCUAAUCUUGAAAAUUAUCGAUCUAUCUAUCGCUACAACCACAGAUCUACAAUUACAAUCAACUAUCCUUUCACAAAUAACACAAAAUAGCAACCAACUGACACGAAACGCUUCUGUUAUGACAUCAAACAAAUGCUCUCAACUUUCUGCAUUACUGAAAUCAAUCGCCAAUACACUUUCCUCUGAAGAUACGCAUUUCAUAGCGACACAUCUUCUACAAUGUGCUGUCAACUCUUUCAACGGCAUCUAUGGCUCCUUGCAGGAACGUGCGAAAAUUCUUUCUUCGGAUUUAAUACGAACACAAGAAGAAUUUCAUGACGAUUCAGAAUAUCAAUGGCACGGUACAAGUGCGCAGUUUUCGUUUUUCGAUACGGAUGGCGACGUUGAGACAAUCCUUAUGGAAAAGAAUCGAUAUUAUCAGAAUCAAGAAGCGAAGAAGAUUUCGAACGACUUGAAUCAGAUUAUUUCCUCAAUAACAUCAACAUUUCAUGUUCAUUUGAAUGUCGGCCAGCAAAUCAUUAUCAAUACAUCGGCCAUUUUCUUCUCACUUGAGAAAGUCUUAUCUUCAUCGAUCGCAUACCGACUGAACGAUUCUCAGAUUCGUUUUCCAUCAAAUCUUCUCGAUUCUAAUAGCACUGUGCUCAUUCGCAAUAUUCUGCAACCAUUGGCUUCGUCCACAUCCGAUCAUCGAUUUUCCGCUUACACCAAUCUAUCUCGAUCGCUCUCGUUAUCGAUCCUUAAUGAAAAUGAAACUGAAUUAAAUAUAAACACUAACCUAACAGAUCCCAUAGAGUUUUUCAUUCCCCGAGAUCCACAGCUGAUCAUGCCAUCGGCAUUCCUUCAAAAUAGUACAUUGAUCAAUGAGCAAAAGAUGUCAUCAUCGCCUUUUUAUUUCUACUUAUUCGAUUUACAACAGACAAAUCCAAACUUAACAUUUGCCAUUCACUUGGAAAUUCAUCUCUCGAUAACUAACGUUUCCUAUUUAUUAACUUAUCAAUUUGAUCCUCCAAAACCACUAUCCUCGUUAUCAGAUCAUUGGACAUUUCUUUGUCCAUCAAGUAAACAUCAAUCUUAUCUCACUUCGGAUGGCAUGUACGUUCAUUUUCUUAAUAAUCAUCAAACAUCAAAUCGUCAUUCGAUCGUUUAUGGACUUCGUCAAUUAUCAACAAAGGAAAUGCAAGAAUUCUGUUAUCACAACAAAACACUCGAUCGAACAUCUUCAUUAUUUCGUCAAGCUUGGAUAUUCACAUCUGAUUAUCAAAUACGAAUGUACCAAUCUGCUUGUUUCUAUCUCGAUUCCGACUCCAAUUGGCAAUCCAAUGGAUUAUUGGUUGGAUCAUUAUCUGAUCAUUAUGCAACCCAAUGCUUUUCUACACGUAUAUGA